CGACCGCCGGCCGGCCCGCGCCCUCAGCCGGCCAGGCAACUGAACACCAUGCAGCUGUCGACCGAGCAGCUGCGGCCGCUGGCCACGCCCGAGGUGGCGCUGCUCGCCGACAUGUUCCGUCGCCAUGGUUACCAGCUGCGGCUGGCCGGCGGCGCCGUGCGGGAUAUUCUGUCGGGCAUCGUCCCCCACGACCUGGACUUCGCCACGCCGGCGACGCCCGGCCAGAUGAAGGAGCUGUUCGCCAAGGAGGAGGUGCGGUUGAUCAAUACCAAGGGCGAGCGGCACGGCACCAUCACCGCCCGCAUCGCCGACGCCGUCAACAUGGAGGUCACCACGCUGCGCGUGGACGUGGCCACCGACGGUCGGCACGCCGAGGUCGAGUUCACCACGGACUGGGAGCUGGACGCCGGCCGCCGAGACCUCACCGUCAACGCCAUGUUCCUCGACUUCGACGGCACCGUGUACGACUACUUCGACGGCGUCGACGACCUUGAGCACCGGAGGGUCAGGUUCGUCGGCGAUCCGGCCCGCCGGAUACAGGAGGACUACCUGCGCAUUCUGCGCUAUUUCCGCUUCUACGGCCGGCUGGCGGCGGCGCCGGACGCGCACGAGGCCGCCUCGCUCGACGCCAUUCGCGCCAACACGGCCGGCCUGGCGCGUAUCUCCGGCGAGCGGCUCUGGUCGGAGCUGCGGCGCAUACUCGCCGGACGGUUUCAUCGGGAGCUGAUGCUGACUAUGCUGGAGGCGGGGGUGGGGCCGCACGUGGGCCUGCCUCCCUCGCCCGACACGGACGAGUUCGAGCGCGUCUGUGACCGGACGCAGGCGGUGUCGGAGCCGCAGCCCAUCAUGCUGCUGGCCGCCCUGCUCCGUUCUUCGGAGGAGAUGAUGAGCCUGCACCAGCGUCUGAAGCUGUCGGCGUUCGAGCGCGACCUCGGCCUCUUCAUCAUUACCCACCGCGAGAUGGCGCCACACCCGCAGCCGAUGAAGCCGCUCCAGCAGCUGCUGGCCGACUUCCGCGCCAGCAAGCGGCUUGGCAAGCAGUUUUUAGUUGAGCUGGCGAGGUAUAGAGGGCAGCAUGAGUUGGCGGCGGAGUUCGAGGCUUGGGAGUUGCCGAAGUUUCCAGUGACGGGAGCGACAUUGAAGGCGGCAGGGGUGCCAGCCGGCCGGAACAUGAGCCGGGUGCUGGACCGGCUGCGGCAGGACUGGAUCGACGCCGACUUCGCGCUGGACGAGCCGGCGCUCGCAGCGCGCGUGCCGGCCGUCCUGGAGGAGCUCGGCGUGCGGGCCGACGGCAAGCGGUGAUUGGAGGGGCGCGGCGCUCGGCGGCCGCCGCACGUCACAUGCCGCACGUCGCACUUCGCAUGUCGCACGUCGCGUGUCGCACGUCGUAUGUCGCACGCCGCCUAGUCGGGAGAUGGGGCCGUUAGGAGUGGUGCAGACCGGCGUGCGGCGCGAUGCAGGUUGGCGUGCGGCGGGGUGCAGACUGGCGUGCGUCGGGAUGCAGACUGGCGUGCGGCGGGAUGCAGACUGGCGUGCGGCGGGAUGCAGACUGGCGUGCGGCGGGAUGCAGACUGGCGUGCGGCGGGAUGCAGACUGGCAUGCGUCGGGAUGCAGACUGGCGUGCGGCGGCGUGCAGACCGGCGUGCGGCGAGAUGCAGACUGGCAUGCGUCGGGAUGCAGACUGGCGUGCGGCGGCGUGCAGACUGGCGUGCGGCGGGGUGGUUUGUGACGGCGGUGUACUGAUGGCGCUGAGGCUGGUUCGACAGGAGGGUGGGAAGGACUAGGGAGAGGAGCAGUUGGAGGUGCCACGAUCGCACUAGAUCACCACGAAGUUUGCAAGUGGUGAUCAUCACCACGGCACUUGAAAGAUGCGCACAUGCGGAUUAGGCUUAUUUUCCUCCUUGCACUGAAUCGUUUCAGUCCAAAUGUGGUCUGGAAAUGAGUUGCUGUUAGGCCGUGACCUACUGCUCAGCGUCGUCAGCGUCGUCAUCAGCUACCGGUCCCGUGGAUUCCAGCAUAACGCACCGCCUGCCCUCUGGAUGUCAUGUUCUGCAAGGCUCAUCCAAUUGUGAUGAAUCGCGCGACGUUCGUGUAGUCAAGAUGCUGCUUUGUUUCGAUUCCUGUUUGUAUGGAUCUUUUGGUGUGCUUUGUGGCAAUACACAUAUGU
This is a messenger RNA of Pollicipes pollicipes, 2167 nucleotides long. RefSeq names its product CCA tRNA nucleotidyltransferase 1, mitochondrial. Gene Ontology annotation, molecular function: nucleotidyltransferase activity; tRNA binding. The coding region runs from base 49 to 1302 and encodes 417 amino acids. The transcript is spliced from 7 exons. Gene Ontology annotation, biological process: tRNA 3'-terminal CCA addition; mitochondrial tRNA 3'-end processing. Gene Ontology annotation, cellular component: mitochondrion. Lineage: Eukaryota; Metazoa; Arthropoda; Thecostraca; Pollicipedomorpha; Pollicipedidae. The record is from RefSeq and is a predicted model, not a curated record.